Messenger RNA from Pleuronectes platessa (European plaice), 6244 nucleotides. It is a transcript of the gene pcsk5b, whose product is annotated as proprotein convertase subtilisin/kexin type 5b. Gene Ontology annotation, molecular function: serine-type endopeptidase activity. Gene Ontology annotation, biological process: peptide hormone processing. NCBI's taxonomy places the organism in Eukaryota, Metazoa, Chordata, Actinopteri, Pleuronectiformes, Pleuronectidae. Gene Ontology annotation, cellular component: trans-Golgi network; Golgi membrane. The transcript has 37 exons. Bases 536 to 6181 code for a protein of 1881 amino acids. The record is from RefSeq and is a predicted model, not a curated record.
ACCAAGCAGAGUGUCUUUAAGACCCAGCGGAGCUCGGCAGGGAAACCCCGCGGCUUUAGUUGCCUCUACUCUCCCGAGUGUCAGCUAGUUAUUAGUCGGGAGGCGCUGUAGCCAUUUCGCCGCAUGAAAGCCCGAUGAGCUGAGCGAGCAACAUCCAAGCGGCUCAUGGAGAAGAAGAGAAAUCAGCUUUGAGAAGCCCCGCGCGCACACACACACACGAACUCGCGCGUAAAGACGCACGGACACUUCCUCCUCCUCCGUGGAAAAAGAGAGAGAGAGAGAGAGAGAGAGAGAGAGGCGAGACGCAAACUUCCAACUCUCCCAUGUGGAAGCGAGAGGUUCGAGGAUAAGGCAUAAUUUAUUUUUUCCUCCUCUUCGCGGCUCCGUCCUCCGCUCCCUCCGCUCCCUCUCUCAGUGUUCCUGCCCGGAGAGUUGUGUUUCUAUGAGAGUCUCGCUCGGUGAGAAGAGAAGUUUGGUUGCCUGCGUGGUCGGCCGAGGAGGAGGAGAAGAGUCGGGUUAAAAGUGGGGGAAGAAGAUGGUCCGCAGCGCCGCUUGGACACGGAGCUUGCUGUGCGUCCUGGCGCUCAGCCUCAGCCUCACGCCGCCGCCGUGCAAAGCUCGGAUUUACACCAACCACUGGGCAGUGAGGAUAGGCGGGGGACCCGAUGUGGCCGAGUGGAUAGCGGACAAAUACGGCUAUAGGAACAUGGGACAGAUUGGGGAUCUCAAAGAUCACUAUCACUUCUUCCAUAGUCGGACCAUCAAGCGGUCGACUCUGUCCAGCCGUGGACGCCAUAGUUUCAUAUCCAUGGAGCCCAAGGUGGAGUGGAUACAGCAGCAGGUGGUGAAGAGGAGGAUCAAGAGGGAUUACAAACCAUCCCCACCCCUUUCUUUGUCAAGCCCCGCCCACAGCAGUCCGGCCCAGAACAACAUAUUCUAUAACGACGCCAAGUGGAGCAGUAUGUGGUACAUCCACUGUAACGAUGACGUCCACAACUGCCAGUCGGACAUGAACAUCAUGGGGGCUUGGAAGAGGGGCUACACGGGAAAAGACGUAGUGGUGACCAUACUGGAUGACGGCAUCGAGAGGAACCACCCAGACCUCUUUCAGAACUACGACCCUCAAGCGAGCUUCGAUGUCAAUGGCAACGACAUGGAUCCAAUGCCUCGAUAUGAUGCAACCAAUGAGAACAAACACGGGACACGAUGUGCAGGCGAGGUUGCUGCAGCUGCAAACAACUCCCACUGCAUUGUGGGAAUCGCCUACAAUGCCAGAAUAGGGGGUGUGCGAAUGCUGGAUGGAGAUGUAACAGACAUGGUGGAGGCCAAGUCUCUGAGCCUUCAGCCGCAGCACAUUGACAUCUACAGUGCCAGCUGGGGACCCGAUGACGACGGGAAGACUGUGGAUGGGCCAGCGUCUCUGGCCAGGCAGGCCUUCGAGAACGGCAUCCGCAUGGGGAGGAAAGGCCGUGGCUCCAUCUUUGUUUGGGCUUCAGGCAACGGCGGGCGCAGCAGAGACCACUGCUCCUGUGACGGCUACACCAACUCCAUCUACACCAUCUCCAUCUCCAGCACGGCCGAGAGUGGACGGAAGCCCUGGUAUCUGGAGGAGUGCUCGUCCACGCUGACCACCACCUACAGCAGCGGGGAGAACUACGACCGAAAGAUUAUCACAACAGACCUGAGACACCGGUGCACAGACAGCCACACAGGGACAUCGGCCUCGGCUCCCAUGGCUGCUGCCAUUAUUGCUCUGGCCCUGGAGGCAAAUACUCUUCUGUCAUGGAGAGAUGUACAGCACAUCAUCGUGAAGACCUCUCGAGCCGGACAUCUCAGCGCCCCUGACUGGAAGACCAACGCCGCUGGUUACAAUGUCAGCCAUUUGUACGGCUUUGGCCUGAUGGACGCUGAGGCCAUGGUGAAGGAGGCAGAGCGAUGGAGGCAGGUCCCCUCUCAGCACGUGUGUGUGGAGAGCGCAGACCGACAGAUCAGAACCAUCCGACCAGAGCACGUGGUUCGGUCUGUGUACAAGGCCACAGGAUGCACCGACAACCCCAACCACCACGUGAUCUACCUGGAGCAUGUGGUCGUGCGUAUUACAAUCACACACCCUCGCCGUGGAGACCUGUCCAUCAACCUGACCUCACCCUCAGGGACCAAGUCUCAGCUGCUCGCCAACAGGUUGUUUGAUCACUCCAUGGAGGGAUUUAAGAACUGGGAGUUUAUGACCACCCACUGCUGGGGAGAGAAGGCAGCAGGCGACUGGGUCCUAGAGAUCUAUGACUCCCCUUCUCAACUCCGCAGCCAGAAAGUGCCUGGCAAGCUGAAGGAGUGGUCGCUGGUGCUGUACGGCACCUCUGUGCACCCAUACUCAUCUCUGCGCAACGAUAAGCCUCGCUCCACAGACAUGCUGACGCCCACCGAUGAGGAGUUCACAGAGGAGUAUAAUGGCCCCUGUGACUCUGAGUGCAAUGAGAACGGCUGUGAGGGUCCUGGACCCCAUCACUGCAUUAACUGCCUCCACUACUUCCUCAAGUUCAAGAACAACACCAGGAUGUGUGUGUCUGAGUGCCCCAGCGGCUUUUUCCGUGACGAUAGGAAGCGCUGCAAGAAGUGCUCCUCGUUGUGCGAGACCUGCGUCGGGAGCCGCAGUGACCAGUGCACCACAUGCAGGAGCAGCUUCCACCUCAACGAGGGAUCCAACACGUGUGUGGCCAACUGCGGUGACGGCUUCUACCUCGACCAUGAUUCCAACAUUUGCAGGAGAUGUCCGGAGAACUGCAAGAGGUGCAACAGCUCCAAUAUCUGCACAGAAUGUAAACCGGGGAUGAGUCUUCAAGGGAACAAGUGUCAGAUGACCUGUGACCAAGGGACUUACUACAACGGACACAGGCGGACUUGUGAGCCCUGCCAUCGGGCCUGUGCCACCUGUGCAGGCACAGGUAUAGAGGCGUGCACCAAGUGUGCAGAGGGCUACUUACUUGAGGACUGGCGGUGUGUGUCAACAUGCAGCACCGGCUACUACCUGUCAGAGCAGACCUCAGACAAUGGGCAGGUGCAGAGGUCCUGUAAGAAGUGUGACCAUAGCUGCUACGAGUGCUCGGGGUCCGGAGAGAGAAACUGCAGCAGCUGCGUCAGUGGUUACAAUCUGGAGGCAGGAGCCUGCGUGGUCAGCACCAUCUGCAAAGAUGGCGAGUACCUGAGCAAACACAAACAGUGCCACCUGUGUGAUGUGACCUGUCUGCAGUGCACAGGUCCAGAGAGAGACGACUGCGCCAGCUGCCCUCCAUCACGGUUCUUCGAUGACGGACACUGCAACAUCCGCUGCCAGACAGGGCGCUACUCCAUGGGGAGGCAGUGCUACCUCUGUCACCACUCCUGCCACGAGUGUAACGACGAGGGACCAGACAACUGCACCAGAUGCGACAGAGAUAAGUUUGGUGAGACCAGGUACUUCUUUCAGGGUCAGUGUCGGGAUGUCUGUCCAGAGGGCUUCUUCCACUCUGUAUGGAAAGAGUGUGAGCCCUGUCCUGAAGACUGCCUCAUCUGCACUGCAGUAAACCACUGCCUCCACUGCAGCCCAGGACACAAGCCCAGGAACGGCCUGUGCGUCCCGCUGGAGUGCAGCGCAGGUGAAGUUGCAGACGACGAGGACUGUCUCCACUGUGACGAGGGCUGUAAACAAUGUGAACGCAAGGAUUCAGGAGAGCAGGAGACUGUUUGCCUCAAAUGUGAAGAUGACUACUACAAAUUAAACACAGACUGCCAUCAGUCUUGUCCAGAUGGGACCUACAGCUCAGACAAGGACAUGGUGUGUACUCCCUGUGAGGACAAACGAUGUGUGAUCUGCGACCAGUCCCAGUGCUACUGGUGCGAGGGAGGACACUACGUCGCUGAUGGAGAAUGUGUGGAUCACUGUAAGGACGGUUUCUUUGUGGAUGAGGAGAGCCGGGAAUGUGAGCCGUGCCACCGCACCUGUCCUACCUGCGGAGGGCCACAAUACGACGACUGUGACUCCUGCCAGGAAGGAUUCAUGCUGGACAAUGGGGAGUGUUUGGAGGGAAGUAAGACGGCCACCUGCUCCGAGAGACACUUCAGAAAUAGUCACGGUGAGUGUGAGCAGUGCCACUCCUCCUGUAAGACUUGCUCUGCUGCAGGGAAGGAGGAAUGCAGGAGCUGCUCCUCAGGUUCAUUUCUGACUGCUCGACAAACCUGCACAUCUCACUGCCCAGCAGGCACGUUUUCCAACGAGGAGACCAGCCUGUGCGAGGACUGCUCAGAGGGCUGUGUCAUGUGCCAGGACUCACAGCAAUGCCAGCGCUGUCGGAGUGGGCUCUACCUGCAAGAUGGAUCGUGUGUUGUGGAGUGUCAAAGAGGGUUCCCCCAAGGUGGUGAAUGCCGGCCGUGCGCCCCAGAGUGUGCGUCCUGCCGUGGCAAUUCUUCCCACUGUCUGAGUUGUGAGGGUCACUACUUCCUGCUGGACGGUUCCUGCAGGUCAAGCUGUCCAAAGGGGUUUUACACCACAGACGCAGAGUGCCGUCACUGCCCAGCUCACUGCAACGAGUGCAAUCAGGACGGCCUCUGUAACAAGUGUGACCAGUACUACUUCCUGCUCGAGGCCAAGUGUGUGGACGAUUGUCCUGACGGCUACUUUGCCAGUGAGACGCAGCAGGACUGUGUGCGCUGCCAUGCUGAAUGCGCCUCGUGCGACGGACCGGGUUCGGACGACUGCGAUGCGUGUCGCAACCCGAGAGCUGUCCGUUACAAAGGAGAGUGUCUGGCCAAGUGUGUCAGCAGCACUUAUUAUGAUAAGUCCACGAAUGAAUGCAGAGAUUGUGACCGGUCCUGUUUGACCUGCUCAGGCCAUGAGCCCUCGUCCUGCCUCAGCUGUGGCAGCGACAGACGCACAGAUGCCAGUGGACACUGUGUGUGGUUCCACCAGUGCUCUCUGGUUUCAUACAUGGACCAGAAUGGGGAGUGUCAACAGUGUCACAAAGUCUGUCAUCGCUGUUCUGGCCCGAGCAAAGACGACUGCCUCAACUGCAAAGAGCCAAACUUCCUAUUGAACAGCACGUGUGUGCAGCAGUGUCCCGUGGGUUACUAUGCCGAGGACAAGGAUGAGCGUGUGUGCGAGCGCUGCCACUUCAGCUGUGAGUCGUGUGUUGGCCGCCAUAGUGUGGAGUGUCGCACCUGCAAGCCUGGAUUCUUCAGGCAGGGAAGCAGCUGCGUGGAAACCUGCUCUGAAAGUCACUUUGGCAACACAACCACGAUGGUCUGCGAGCGCUGCGACCCCUCCUGUAGCCAGUGUUCGGGUCGUGGUAACAGGAACUGUCUGAGUUGUCGGCAGGACUACGUGUACCUGAGGCAGUGGGGACAAUGCCUGCAGAGCUGCCCUCCAACCUACUACCAAGAGAAAAGGUCCAACCACUGUUACAAGUGUCACCCAACGUGCAAGAGCUGCAACGAUGAGGGCGCUCUGGCCUGUCUGUCCUGUUAUGACGGCUACACUUUCAUGGGUGGAAUCUGUGAAUCCCAGUGUCUUAUAGGCUUCUAUGCUUCAAAGGGCUCUGACUCCAGGAGGGAUGAGCCCAGCUGCAGGGCGUGUGACGACUCCUGCGUGGACUGUCGAGGUCCCAGCAUGUGGAAUUGCACCGUGUGCCCUGCACUCCAGAUCUUGUCCGAUGACGGCCGCUGCUUGAGCUGCUGUGGAACUGAGAAACGGCAGGAUGACAGGCCGAUAUCCAGGCAGUGCUGUGACUGCGAGGCCUCACGAGACGAGUGCAUCAUGGGUGUGAACUUUGUGAUGGAGGCAGCCGAGGCUCAAGGCCGAACCCCCAAACUCUUCAUCACGGUUUGUGUUCUACUUAUUGUCUCCUUGGGUGGAGGGAUCUUCCUCUUCCUCAGUGCCCGAGCUAGAACCCUCGCAAUUGCACCCAAAACCAAUUCUGGAGGAUAUGAGAAACUGGAUUCCAAUGGAGGCAUCAACCCAGAGCCCACCGCCUCUGCGUUUGGGGACUACAGUGACAAAAUCGUUGAAUGUAAGGAGGAUGACGAAGAAGAGGAUGAUGAUAUCAUAUACAUGGGACAAGAUGGGACAGUGUAUCGGAAGUUUAAGUACGGACUCUUGGACGAAGAUGAGAUUGAGAUGGAGUAUGAUGACGAGAGCUACUCACACAGUUGAGGAAUGUAGAAAAUGUAAUAUUAAAAAGGAAAUGUAAUAUUUGGCCGUUUUGUUGGCCGAUUG